Molecule: messenger RNA, 2114 nt
Organism: Thermothielavioides terrestris NRRL 8126
Lineage: Eukaryota; Fungi; Ascomycota; Sordariomycetes; Sordariales; Chaetomiaceae
Exons: 2
Coding region: 150-1940 (596 amino acids)
Molecular function (GO): 1-alkyl-2-acetylglycerophosphocholine esterase activity
Source: RefSeq, a predicted model, not a curated record
AGGGCAACUUUCCUUUCUUCUUCUCGUGUACGGAAUACACACCGUCAUCCUUGCUUAUUCCCUGGAAAACUGGUCGUUUGCAGCUGACGUCGCCAUUAGACCACGCUGCUUGGCCUUCAUUUCUCUGUUCUUGAAGAAUGCUCAACGACAUGGCCGGCCUCGUGUCCAGCCUCAACCUGGUGCCUUCGUUCCCGGACUACACGGGUCCGUACAAGGUCGGCACCGUCGAUGUCGAAAUUCCCGUGUCCGAGCUGGAGUCCCCCAGCCCUGCGCCAGAGGGUGCCGCGCACAUCCACACAAUCCUCUUCAGGAUUUUCUACCCUGCCGAGGCCGAGUCGUAUGGCAAGCGGGUGACCUGGCUGCCGGCCCCUCAACGCCUCCAUAUCGCUGCCUAUGCGCAAUUCCUUGGGGCCGGGCCAACCCUGGCGUCCAUCCUUUCUUUUCUUCCCCGCCACCUCCACUGGACCACUAUUCCCGCCCAUAAGAACGCCACGCUUUUGGCUCCUCGGGGCGACAGGCCGGGCGCGAGAUGGCCAACCAUGAUCUUCUCCCAUGGUCUUGGGGGGAACCGCAACGCCUACAGCCACUUGGCGGGGUCACUGGCGUCCUACGGGGUCGUCGUGAUCUGUCCCGAGCACCGCGACGGCAGCGCCGCCCUCUCGCUCAUCCGCGAUCCCGAGAGCCAAGACCGCGGGCGCACCAGGCACAUCGUGCCCUAUUGCCCUAUCCCCCACAACCAGACCAAUGAAGUCUGGGAAGCCCGCAACAAGCAGCUGCGCAUUCGCCUGUGGGAGCUCGGCCUGGUCUUCGAAGCCGUUUCGGCUCUCGACCGCGGCGACGAGCCCACCCUCCGCUCCAACCUCAACCACAGCACUUCCCCUUCCGCUCUCCACCAGUUCACCAACACGCUCGACAUCCACGAGCCGGGCAAGGUCAUUUUCUCCGGUCACUCCUUCGGCGCCGCGACCAUUGUGCAGCUCCUCAAGUCCACCUUCUACGCCAACCACCCCUCAGUGGCCGCCAUGCCGGCCCCGCUGUUCACCCCCGACCGAACCUCCGCGCUCAGGCAUCAGGUCACUCCCCACACGCCCACCAUCCUCCUCGACAUGUGGUGCUUCCCCCUGCUCUCCGCGUCCACCGCCGCCCUCUACAACCUCCCCUUACCCUGCUACUCCCCAACCCGCGCAUCAGGACCAGCACCAGGCGGCGCCGCCCUCCUAGCCGUUGAGUCGCAGGCCUUCUACACCUGGUCCAACCACCUGCACUGCAAGGCACGCAUCCUCUCCCCGUCCCCGUCUUUCACGCAGCCCAUCCCGCCGAGCAUGUUCGGCGGGGACGACGACGACGAUGGCGACCACAGUGACGAUGGCAAGGACAACGCUGGCGCCGGUAGAGGCAGCGGCGGCGGCGGCGGCGGCGGCGUGGCGAAGCCGCACUUCUUCUACGUCGCCUCGUCGGCCCACCUCAGCCAGAGCGACUUCGGCGUGCUGUUCCCGCGGCUGACGAAGCGCGUGUUCAAGGCGGACCGGCCCGCCCGCGUGCUGCGGCUCAACCUGCGCGCGCAGCUGCAGUUCCUGCGGCAGAACGGCGUCGCCGUGGCCGGCACCGCGCGCGCGGAUCUGGUGGACGGGCCUGUUUCCGUCUCGGGAGGAGCUGAUAGUGCUGAUGGUGCUCGUGGGAGUGGGAGUGCCGGCCCCGGCGGCGGCGGUGGGAAGUGGGUCGAUGAUGACAAGGUCAUCCUGGAAAAGGGCGGCGGGAAGGAUGGGGAAGGGAGGGUGGAUGCGUGGAGGUGGAUUGAUAUCGUCGGGCUGGGAGGCGAGGCGUAUCCUUCUGAGCUCGACAUGUCCGAGGGCAGGAGGGAAGAGCAACAGAUGAGUGCUGAGCAGGGUGAGAGGGAGAUGCAGGCUGAGAUUGAGCCUGCGAUGGCCACGACAGCAUGAGAUGUGUUGUGUCAUGGGUGUGUGCAUAGCGUUGGAUCUUUUUUGGGUAUUAUUUCGUUGGGUCUGCUAGAAUCGGUCGGGUAUUGUGUUCUGCUUGUCGUUGCCAAGACUACAACGUGUAUACAUAUUAGACCUUUGGGCCCUCUCGAUAGACAACAAUAGCUGAUAGACCAU